Cucurbita moschata (crookneck pumpkin) is the source of this 1620-nucleotide messenger RNA. Its product is annotated as NAC domain-containing protein 100-like. Lineage: Eukaryota; Viridiplantae; Streptophyta; Magnoliopsida; Cucurbitales; Cucurbitaceae. The record is from RefSeq and is a predicted model, not a curated record. Bases 398 to 1384 code for a protein of 328 amino acids. Gene Ontology annotation, molecular function: DNA binding. Gene Ontology annotation, biological process: regulation of DNA-templated transcription. The transcript has 3 exons.
UAUGAGUCACCAAAUGGUUUGGCAGCAUGCCACCGUUUGUGUUGAGUGAAAUAGGGAAGGCAGGCGUGAGUAUUCUCUUAUGGAGCUUUACUUCCCUUCACUUAAUGUUUCUCAUUCUCCUCCCUUUUCUUCCACAAUCUCAACUUCUCCACCUUUCUUCUUUCUCCUUUGUUUUUUUCUUUUUCUUUUCUACUUCCAUUCAUUUCUGUCUUCUUGCUUCUCUCUCUCUGUAAUCUUUCUCUGUUUUUGUUUUCUACUGCCAGAAGCUCUGAACCCACCACACAACCUCAAUCUACUUGGAGCUGAAGGACCCAUCAUUUUCUUUCCCACUUAAAACCUCUGUAAUCACUCUUCCAUUGGGCUAUAAGUUUCGUCCCAAAGAUUUUCCAGACAAGAUAUGGAAGAAAACAUGACAGCCUCUGUUCAUGACGAAUCCCAGAUUGUUUUGCCCCCUGGAUUUCGGUUUCAUCCAACUGAUGAAGAGCUUAUUUCUCAGUACCUCUGUAAGAAAGUGAUGGACGCCAAUUUCUCUUGCAAACCCAUUGGAGAGGUCGAUCUCAACAAGUCUGAGCCUUGGGAUUUGCCCUGGAAAGCUAAAAUGGGGGAAGGGGAAUGGUACUUUUUCUGUUUGAGGGAUAGAAAGUAUCCCACUGGAUUGAGAACAAACAGAGCCACUGAAUCAGGGUAUUGGAAAGCCACUGGGAAAGAUAAAGAGAUUUACAGAGGAAAAACGCUUGUGGGUAUGAAGAAAACUCUUGUUUUCUAUGGGGGAAGAGCCCCAAAAGGUGAGAAAUCCAAUUGGGUUAUGCAUGAAUUCAGGUUAGAAGGGAAACCCUCUGCCGUUAACCUCCCAAGCACUGCAAAGAAUGAAUGGGUGAUUUCGAGGGUGUUUCAGAAGAGUUGCGGUGGGAAAAAAGUUCACCUUUCUGGGUUAGUUAAAUUGGGUUCUUCUUCCUCUGCUCUGCCGCCAUUGAAGGACUCUUCUUCGUCAUCAAUCAAGAUCAAUGAAUUAGCUCACGUGCCCUGCUUCUCCAACACCAUGGAUUCUUCUCAAAGAACCCUACCCAAAAUAACUGAUUGUUCUUUCAAUUUCUCUUGCUUUUUGCCCACCAUUUUUCCGAGAAACACGCAGCCCACUUCGUUGUACAACCCCCAAGCCAUCUCUCUCCCUUUAAAUUUGCAGUUUCCAAACAUGGCUGGAACAUUCAAACCAGAGGGGGAAAGAAUCAGUGUCUCACAAGAAACAGGGCUAACUACUGAUAUGAACAAUGAAAUCUCUUCUGUUGUUUCUAAUCUUGAAAUGGGUCGAUUGGCAUUUGAAAAUCAGGACAACCCCUCUGCUUCAACCGUGCCAAUGAACCCCCACAUCGCGUGGAAUUACUGAUAAAAUUAAACAAGGUCUGUUUUUAAUUGACGCAUUAUGUGUAAAUGACUAUUUUGAUGUUAGUUUUGGUGUUACGAAAGUGAGGUCGGUCCCGUACUUCAAUGGCUUCGAUGUUAUGUGGAGACUUAUAGGUUGAAUAUCAAUAUGACAAGGAUAAUGGAUCUCUAUCUCCAUCUUCUUGCCAAGUACGUGUAAGUUUAUGUGAUAAUGGAAUGAUUACGAUUGAGAUUGUGUUU